Necator americanus (New World hookworm) is the source of this 936-nucleotide messenger RNA. RefSeq lists its product as uncharacterized. The transcript has 7 exons. The record is from RefSeq and is a predicted model, not a curated record. Bases 1 to 936 code for a protein of 311 amino acids. Lineage: Eukaryota; Metazoa; Nematoda; Chromadorea; Rhabditida; Ancylostomatidae.
AUGAGUUCACAUUUCAGAGCUCAUGGGAUUUCGGAAGCAUGGAGGCGCACAUUGGCUAAUCGUGAUAAUCACAGCAUUUUCAAAGGCGAGAGACGUCCAAGCCUUUCCGUUAAAAAACUCAAGCAUGAAAUAGGUGUCAUAUUAAACGCCGAGGUGUCGUCCGCAAGUGAUAAAAAUGUUUAUGAGUUGGUACAGAAUAUGCUAUUCCUACUCUACGAAGCUGAACUGCACAAGAAAAUGCUCAAUCUUGACUGCAAGCGGUUAAAGGAUGUGUUUGAACGCGACGUUACUAUUAUACGCGAAAUACAUGCCAAACAAAACAUUCCUGUUGCGAUCACGAACUCAAUUCUGGAUACGCGUCUCCCGUCAUUCAAAAUGCCGAGCUCAGGAAACACAAGUGCUCUUCCACCAUUAUCGAAGGAAAAUCUGAAUAAUAAUAGUAAAAAUAAUAAUAGAAUUUCUGCUGAACAUUCUUGGUCGUGUUCGGAUGUUGCUACACCGUCGACUUCUCCUAAUAAUGUGAUUGCACCUCCUCCAGCUCCUGCCCUACCACCAAUUCCGAGCAUCAGUUUGCCGGAUGUCACGAAGCCUCCUCCUCCUAUCGCAAAGAUUGCGAGUGCUCCGAAUUCGUCGUUAUUAUCGAGUCGUCCAAUCUCAGGCUCUGAUUCUCAUGCAUUUCCUACUGGCGUGCAUCUACCUGCUUGUGCCACAAUUCCUCCUUGGUCUCCAACAAAACCUCCGCCUGCUCCAUUAUGGAAUCCAGCAUUAUCUAUCGGUCAAUUUUCCUAUAAGCCAAGUGUGGCUUUUCAAUACAGUGGCCCAUAUGGACCUCCUAUCAACCCCACGCAGGUGAUUCCGGAGUGCGCGAAAGGUUAUGAUAGAUCACAAGUAUGUGGCUAUCAAGAAGACACUCUUUCCGAUCGAAAGUCCUGCUGA